Molecule: messenger RNA, 1738 nt
Organism: Phragmites australis (common reed)
Lineage: Eukaryota; Viridiplantae; Streptophyta; Magnoliopsida; Poales; Poaceae
Product: probable choline kinase 2
Exons: 8
Coding region: 348-1589 (413 amino acids)
Biological process (GO): phosphatidylethanolamine biosynthetic process; phosphatidylcholine biosynthetic process
Cellular component (GO): cytoplasm
Molecular function (GO): ethanolamine kinase activity; choline kinase activity
Source: RefSeq, a predicted model, not a curated record
CGAUCUUCAUCAAGAGUUCAAGGCCAGUGCAUGGUUCGAUGAUCUAGUCAGCCAUGUGCAGCAGUCUAAGCUUUCGAUGAUUAUGUCUAAAGAAAAGAUUCCAGUCCAUGCUUUAACAGCUUAAGGCUCACUGCUAGUGUGACUGGUCGUGCCUGCCCUGCCACCAACCAAACCGUCCGUCCGUUAACGAGGCGAGCAGCGUUAGCAGACUCGGCGAAGCUAGACUAGAGAGUGGAGAGGGAGUAGAAAUUGCGGCAUCUUUUCCCUCCCGUACACCUGCUAGCUCGGAGCUCCAGCGGUUGCGCGGUCGUCGGCAGCCCGGAGCUCAGCGCGGUCACCGGCCGGCAAUGGCUCCGACCACCCCGGCGUGCUGGUCAGCGCUUCCUCCUCGCCUCCGGCCGCUGCCACCGGCCAGCUGUGGCGGAGUCGCCAACGUCUUCUUCAGCUACCGAUAUCGCCGACUCCUCCUCCACCGCCGCGCGCCGCCGCUGAUGGUCGCCGUUGACCCACCUCCGCGCGAGGAAGCCGAGGCGCCCGCUCUCGAGCUCGCGCUAAAGCGGAGCGGCAGCAUCGACCGCAUCCCGGAGGACGCACGCCGCAUCCUGCACCGCCUCGCCGGCGAGCUCUGGGGCGGCGGCGUGGACCCGAGCGCGCUCGCGGUGUCGCAGCUCAAGGGCGCCAUGACCAACGAGGUGUUCCGGAUCACCUGGCUCGGCGGCGAGGGCGACCAGCUCAAGGUGCUCGUGCGCAUCUACGGCCAGGGCGUCGAGGUCUUCUUCGACCGCGCCGACGAGGUCCGCACCUUCGAGUUCAUAUCACGCCACGGCCAGGGGCCCCGCCUCCUCGGCCGCUUUGCCAACGGCCGCGUCGAGGAGUUCAUCAACGCUCGGACGCUCUCGGCGGCGGAUCUGCGGGACCCGGAGAUAUCCGCACUGAUUGCCAAGAAGCUUCGGGAGUUUCACGAUCUCGACAUGCCUGGACCAAAGAACGUGUCAUUGUGGCAGAGGCUCGGGCGGUGGCUUGAGGAGGCUCGUGGCAGGUGUUCUUCUGAGGAGGCCAGGGAAUUUCGGCUGGGUGAGCUAGGUGAUGAGAUUGCGGCACUGGAGAAUGCGUUGUCAGGGGUUGAUCAGACAAUAGGAUUUUGCCACAAUGAUCUGCAGUAUGGGAAUAUUAUGAUAUAUGAAGAAACCAGACAAGUAACCUUGAUUGACUACGAAUAUGCCAGUUUUAACCCUGUUGCAUUUGACAUUGCUAAUCACUUCUGUGAGAUGGCUGCUGAUUACCAUACAGCAACACCUCAUGUAUUGGAUUUUACGAAAUAUCCUGACAUUGACGAGCAGCGCGCAUUUGUUCAGACAUACCUUAGUGCUUCAGGUGAAAAAGCGUCGGACAAGGAAGUUGAAAAACUACUCGGAUUGAUUGCAAAGUAUACUCUUGCAAGCCAUCUCUUUUGGGGCCUUUGGGGAAUAAUCUCGGCGCAUGUGAACAAAAAUAUCGACUUUGAGUACAAGGAGUAUGCAAGGCAACGCUUCGAUCAGUACUGGCAAACAAAGCCUAGAAUACUGGGACCUUUAUGUUUUGGGGGUUAAUGGCAACCUGUGGUUAGUCUUGUGAAUUUUGUUUGUCAGUAGUGGCUGGUAGCUAGCAAUUUGACUGUAGUUCUUUCAGCUCGUUGUGAGCAUAUUCUUGACUGUGGAUAUGUGAUGUGUGAUUAUGCCUAUCAAACAGUCAUUUUACA